Messenger RNA from Centropristis striata (black sea bass), 2077 nucleotides. RefSeq names its product solute carrier family 29 member 3 (gene slc29a3). The record is from RefSeq and is a predicted model, not a curated record. Gene Ontology annotation, cellular component: Golgi apparatus; plasma membrane. NCBI's taxonomy places the organism in Eukaryota, Metazoa, Chordata, Actinopteri, Perciformes, Serranidae. The transcript is spliced from 8 exons. The coding region runs from base 567 to 1982 and encodes 471 amino acids. Gene Ontology annotation, biological process: nucleoside transmembrane transport. Gene Ontology annotation, molecular function: nucleoside transmembrane transporter activity.
UAGUACCAUCUCUUACAAACGAUGUAUUUGCUGUAUACAACUAUUUCUGAUUAUAUAUUUUUCAUUAAUCAAAUGUUUAAAAUUUGUAAAUACAUGCUCUUAUUUUAGAACUGGAAAGAAGUAAGGUAUCGUCGUGAAAUACAACAAAACUUCCGGUGAUGUUUUUCCCCUUAAAAGACUUGUGCCGGAAGUCUUCUCGUUGUUGCUGCUGGUAAAUUCAUCAGAAACUGCAAAGACUUGUUUGUCAGCUGACCAGAAAUGUAUUUUGCUGUGAAAUGGAUUUUUGUGUCAGUGAAACACUUGUAGGAAAGACAGAAGCAACUGCCAGAGAGUCUCCAGCAGUAAGCAUAACAGGAUCUGGACAGUCGGACUGAUCUCUACCACUACAGCACAGAGAUCUCUCCAGACUAUGGCUUCACAACAAACGGCUUGUCUUUUCCUUUUUGGACAAGCACAAGUAAACCUCUCUGUUUAACACUUCCUUUCUUAGUGUUCUUUUACUGUCACAACCUUCCCUUUUCUCUCUCGUCUUUGCUUUGUGACUAUCCUGUAUUCUACCUGUGAAAAUGGACGCUACAGAGCCUGUGCAGCCCAGUCUCAACUCUUCCUAUGUUCCCACUGCUCUGAGCAACCAGCUCACAUCUGAGGAUGAGGAGAGCGAGGAUCAGGGUCCCACUACAUCGCUCCUGCCAAAACAUUCCUCAGUGCCUCUGGCUGUGCGCUACAGUCCAGAAGACUCUUACUGUUUUGUUUACAUCAUCUUCUUUCUGAUGGGCAUUGGCUCCCUACUGCCCUGGAACUUCUUCAUAACAGCCAAACACUACUGGCUCUACAAACUGAGUAACAACUCUCAUAGCAGCGGCAGCGGCGAGGAGGAACGGUCAGACCUCAGUGACUACUUUGAAAGCUAUCUGGCCAUUGCCUCCACGGUGCCCUCUGUGCUGUGUCUGAUACUCAACUAUCUCCUAGUUAACAGGUUGUCUUCAAAUGUGCGGAUCCUGUCUUCUCUUGUCGUGAUCCUGUUGGUGUUUGUGGUGACCACGGUGCUGGUGAAGGUUGACGUGUCAGACUGCAGGACAGAGUUUUUUAUUGGUACGCUGGUCAGCGUGGCAGUCGUCAGCGGAGCCUCCAACCUCUUCUGUGGCAGCGUGUUUGGGAUCAGUGGGCAUUUCCCCAUGAGGAUUUCUCAGGCUCUUAUAUCAGGUCAGGCUAUGGGAGGCACGCUGAGUGCAAUAGCAUCAAUACUGGACCUGGCAGUGGCGAAGGAUGUGACGGACAGCGCACUGGCCUAUUUCUUGACAGCCGAUGUCUUCAUUCUACUCUGCAUCAUCACAUAUCUGCUGCUGCCCAAACUGGCGUAUUCAAGACACUACAUGCUGGCAGCAACAUGCACCAGUUCAGGAGUGAUGAGCGAAGGAGGAGGGAGCAGAGUCUCCGUCCCUCCUCUGCAGCCUAUCCUCAGGAAGACGUGGGUGCUUGGCCUGAGCGUUUUCUAUGUCUUCUGUGUCUCUAUCAUGGUGUUCCCUGCAGUAUCCUCAGGAAUCCAGUCUGUGGACAAAGAUAGUGGCAGCCCCUGGACAACCACUUACUUUGUGCCCCUCACCAGUUUCCUCCUGUACAAUGUAGCAGACUUCUGCGGCAGGCAGACCACAGCCUGGCUGCAGGUCCCCGGCCCCACCAGCCGAGUCCUGCCUGUACUGGUGCUGUGUCGCUCCGUCAUGGUGCCACUUAUCAUGUUCUGUAACUACCAGCCGAGGGACCACCUCCACACUGUGCUUUUUGGCCAGGACGUGUACCCUGUGGUCUUUAACUGCUUGCUCGGCCUCACUAAUGGCUACCUAGGCACUCUCCCGAUGAUCUACGGCCCCAAGGUGGUACCUCGAGAGCUGGCAGAGGCCACAGGAGUGGUAAUGUCCUUCUUCCUCACUCUCGGACUGGCUGUGGGAUCUGCCUUCUCCGUACUUAUUGUGCACUGCAUCUGACCAGAUUGUUAAGCAAUAACCUAGUUAUUUUUACAGAGGUAUAACAGAGCUACAGUUACAGAAGGGUCUGAUGAAUACCAGAACUUUACAGUGCU